Clupea harengus (Atlantic herring) is the source of this 1619-nucleotide messenger RNA. It is a transcript of the gene mlec, whose product is annotated as malectin. NCBI's taxonomy places the organism in Eukaryota, Metazoa, Chordata, Actinopteri, Clupeiformes, Clupeidae. The record is from RefSeq and is a predicted model, not a curated record. Gene Ontology annotation, cellular component: membrane. Gene Ontology annotation, molecular function: carbohydrate binding.
UAGUUUUGCCCGUGGUAUUGUACGAGUCGGAUUUCAAUCACAUAAAAUCUACUAGAAUUUACACAGGCACCCAUAAAAGGCUUAGUUACACGCAAGACUUUCCAAUCCAAAUACCUGCAAUUCUGCAGACUGAGUUACAGCUGGAUAUACUGGUGUCAGUGCAAGAGGAAGUCAGCUAACGUUAGCUGCCUGUCUUAAAUAGGAAGCAAGCUAACAGCCAACACAGGUAGAUGCAUAUUGACUGGGACAAGUCAGCAACGGAUAGUAGGCAAGACAUCUAAACGGAGCUGGCCAUAUUUUGUGGGAUUCUGGAUAGCUGUUCAACCACAAAUUUUUUUGCCAACACGUUUUUGGAAGCUUGCUCCCGGCUGUGUGUAGCAAUGCGGAGGGUAACGAUGCCGGGGGUUGGCUGGCUGGUGGUGGCAGUUUUGUCUCUCCUGAUCGAGCUGUGUUGGACAGAAGGAGGGGGCCCAAGCCUUGCUGAACGGGUAAUAUGGGCUGUAAAUGCCGGCGGGGAGGCUCACGCAGAUGCGGAUGGCAUCCACUACAAGAAAGACCCCUUAGAAGGAAAGGUUGGAAAAGCCUCCGAUUAUGGAGUGCGUCUCCCUAUACUGCGCUCCAAUCCAGACGACCAGAUUCUUUACCAGACGGAAAGGUACAACGAGGACACAUUUGGGUACGAGGUGCCCAUCCGCGAGGAGGGAGAGUACAUAUUGGUGAUGAAGUUUGCAGAGGUCUACUUUGCACAGUCACAACAGAAGGUGUUCGAUGUGCGUCUGAAUGGCCAUACCGUGGUGAAGGACAUGGAUAUAUUUGAGCGUGUUGGGCACAGCACGGCACAUGAUGAAACUGUGGCCUUCUCCAUAAAGAGGGGCAAGCUGAGUGUGCAGAGGGAAGUCUCGACCUUCAACGGCAAGCUCACUGUAGAAUUUGUCAAGGGGUACUAUGACAACCCAAAGGUGUGUGCACUAUAUGUGAUGAAGGGGACACUAGAAGAUGUCCCAAAGCUGCAGCCUCACCCUGGCAUGCUUGAUAAGAAGGAACCGGAAGAACCGGAAGAGGAAGACCUGGAUCUGCCCGAGAGCGACGACCCCAAGACUCCCUCUGCCGCCCCCAAAGCCCGCGUGCAGUCGGGCCCACGCACCCCGAACCCUUACGCAGCUGACAACAGCAGCCUCAUGUUCCCCAUCCUGGUGGCCUUUGGAGUCUUCAUCCCCACCCUCUUCUGCCUCUGCCGGCUGUGAGAGAGCCAUAGACUGUGGGGGGAGGAGGAGAGGAGAGAAAAGGGCGGGGCAGGGCAGGGCAGGGCAGGGCAGGGCAGGGAGUCAGCAGGUGAUAGACAGGAGCCUCUAAAGGAGGAAGUGGGUAUGAGGGUGGGGGAGGGGGGAAGAGUCUGCACAGGAGUGAAAGGAGGGGAGGAACGUGUAGAUGAGGGAGGGGAAAAGUGAAAGCUGAUCACUAAAAGAAAAGAUAAAAUAAAUGGGUCUGUGGCUUCAGGUAUGUCAGUUUUGUUGACUGCAGUCACAGAAGGGCUGAAAAUGGAGGGGGUUGGGUUGGGGGUGGGAUGGACGAGAGAGAAGAGCAAGGGGCUUGGGCUCUCCACAAUCCUGACUCACACA